Molecule: messenger RNA, 6172 nt
Organism: Silurus meridionalis
Lineage: Eukaryota; Metazoa; Chordata; Actinopteri; Siluriformes; Siluridae
Product: sialoadhesin-like
Exons: 12
Coding region: 3207-4757 (516 amino acids)
Source: RefSeq, a predicted model, not a curated record
UCUGCACUGAUGAUAGAAAUCCAACUUCUCCAAGAAAUUUUCCUCAGCAAAAUGAGGUCCAGGUCUUUCCCACCAAAGAAUUCUAUUAUUCUAUUUGUUGAUUGAAUGAUCAUUAAAUUUCAGAUGAAUUGAUUCAUCCUUUUCUAAACAUAUCAGUGACCCACAAUCAAAAUCUGUAGCAAAUAAUCAGUGUUUGGUAUCAUAUUUUUGGUAAAAGGUAUUUUUCUUUCUAUUUAUCUUUUCCUUUGUUGUUCUCUUUUUUAUCCUUUGAGAGGAUUUUGUGUGUGUGUAUGUUUAUCCUUGUCCUUGUAUGUAUGAUUGUGGUAUUAUUCCUUUUUUAAAACCGAUUUUUCAAAGUGUAUUGUAUAGUAAGUUUAUAUGUAUUAAUCGGCGAUCUGGUGAAACAUUUCGCACUAAUGAAGUUACGUCACCAACGUCCACGUACGGCUGAGAAAAUGUGAUCAACAUCACCCUCUAGUGGCCGUAUCCAUACAAACGACGAAUCAGACUUAAAUCAUAUUAUUUGACUCUAUAAAACAUGACUUUGAGCCAUUGAAAUUAGAUUUCGGGUGUUUGACAGACGCGCUUAUACAGAGCAACUGACACUAUGAGCAUUUGAUUGUUAAGGGCCUUGCUUAGGGGCCCUGUAGUGGCUGCAUAGUGGUGCUCAGAUUUGAACUCACAACCCAAGUUCAAGAAGCCUAACCACUAAGACGUCCCCUCAAGUCCCACCAUUCUACUAAUAUCUACCAUACAAGAGUCGAGAACCUUCUGGGUGUUUUGAAUGUCUGAUCAUCUUCAUUCAAUACCAUCAAGAUAAAAAUGCACCUGCUGCAAUAAAGGGUGUGGUUUUGGUUGUAUAACACAACAGUGUGUUCAUGGUGCUUUGGAUGUGGAUCAUCCUCCCAACUGGAUGCACUUCCAUUUGACUACUGGCGUUCCCAGGAUUCAAUGUGACUCGUGUGAAGCAGUUCCUGAAACAUUAUGUGAAAUUGUGGAUCAUUUAAUGUGGUGGAAUAUUAUUAUAUUAUAUUAUAUUAGUGUGUAUCACUCUAAUGUGUAGUCGCAGUGGCACUGUUGGGCCCUUUAGAAAGGCCCUUAUCCCUUUCUGCUCCAGGGAUGCUUGUAUCAACGCUGACCCCGAGCUCUGACCCCGAGCUUCCUAACAAGCCGGAAUAUGCGAAAAAAGAAUUUUGCUGUGCUGUAAACGUGACAAGUAAAAGCCUUUUCUACUUCCUUUCAUUCAUUCUAUAGCCUUCAUCAGAAUGUGAAUGUAAAAUACUCCCACAUGUUGACUCAAUAUUGAGUUUCAAUUGUUCUUUCUCUGUUUUGUUGUAAAUUCUAUUUGCUCUUUUUUAGUUUGUUGCAGUUUUCUGAUAUUGUAAAAAGUCUAUAUUCCUUUAUCUUUAUAUUUUCUGUCAAAACUGUGGAAACACCUGUAUGGUUUUUAAAACAUGGACACGUUUCUGUUGUUUAUAUGCGACAAACUAUUUUAAAGGGUAGAAAAACGGACAAGAAUACUACAGUCACUGGAAUAAAAAGUGGUGAUGGAGAAGAAGAUGGAGAACAGGAGAGAUGAUGUUCCCCACACCCAUUGUGAAACAUGGGGGUGGAGGCUUGAUGGUGGUUUGGGGUUUGUUUUGAAGUAGGGAAGGUUGGAGACUUAUUCCAAAAAGUAAAAGGAAUCCUAAACCAACAUGAGUCCCAUUCCAUACAUCAACAUCAUGCAGUUCUGUCUGGACCACGGCUCAUUGGAACAACUUCACCGUUCAAGAUGAUGAGGCGAAACCUACGUCUGAGCUCUGUAAGCGUUAUUCAGAGAGCAAACAGUCGUCUGGAGUGUUUCUAGAAUGCAAUAACCUGCCCAGUCACUGCACCUAAAUCCUAUUGAACUGCUCUAAGAUGAACUGGAUCACAAGAAAGAAAAUCUCCAGUAGUCAAAAAUGUUUUUGACAAGUUUUUACAAGAGGCAUGACAAAGUAAUUCAGCUGAAUGUUUGGAGAAAUGAAGUUGUCCAAGUCCCAAGAGUGUGAAAAAUCUGGACAUUUCUAUAUGUAUUUGUUUGGUCAAAUUAAAUCUUAAACCUGGUUUGUUGCAUAAUGUGUCUCCAAAACCACAAAAGAUUAAGGUUUUCCUGACAGGCACCACAUUUACGAGCAUUUCACUGCAUGUCGUACUGUGUAUGGUCGUGUUUGUGACCAAUAAAGAGUUGAAUUUGAAUAAACAGCAGCAUUAAAUACAGUUUACGUGAUAUGGCUCUUUGGGUCUAAACGUAUGGCCUUCACAAAUAUACGUAACACCUUUAUAGGCUCUUUUUGGCAGCGGUUCUUCUGACCAGCAGCAGUGGUUGUGGCAGAAAAACUGUUUACCUCAUUUUUAGACAUCCAGGCUGAAAUGGGUUCUCAUAUCUGAGUUUCAUAUCUGCUUGACACAAAACCCUUCAAGUAUUUGAUGUCAGAUGAUGCGAAAUGUUUACCAUCACAUGCUUUUCUAUUUUCAUUAUUGGGGUUUUAUGGGAGCAGUUGUGUGCUAUAAAUACUCAGUAUGCUUGACUGAAUAUGAAACAAACCAUUCUGGUUACUGAAGAAAAUGAGGAAGGAAACUGGCGUGUCUGCCUCAAGUUUCCAUUUCUUUCACUUUAACAACACAACAAGCGCGAGUUCGCCGGAGGAAAGGAACGAUGCAGCCAUGGUUAUUAAAACAAGACAUUUUUCAGCAGCUGCAAUUCUCCUCUUGCUGGCAGGAGUUCAGGCUCAGCACAGUGUAACUCUUUUCUCUCAAAGUAUUUGUUCUCUUACUGGAACUACAGUAAAAAUCCCCUGUAGAUUUACAAAACCUAAUUACUCCAGGGUCAAACACCGAGAGUGGUUUAGAAUCCAAAGCUUUGGACAAGAAGCUGACCUGAGCAAAGAUCCACAAUAUGCAGGACGAGUGUCUGUAAGCACCUGGAGCGCUGACUGUGACCUGACAUUGAGCAAUGUGAGACCGAGUGACUCUGGAGUUUAUAACUUUAGAUUUCAAACAUACAGCAGUUACUGGAUAUCAGCCCCAUCUGGAGUUUCUCUGACUGUUACAGAUAUUAUUGUGGAUACAUACGGAGUAAUGCGAUUAAAAAGCUGAGCUGUGUCACCACCUGCACUUUGUCUGACAUCCCCACUUACAUCUGGUACAAGAACGGACAUGUUAUUUACGAGAACAAAAAAGUAAUGAAUGUCAAUAGUUUAAAUGCAGGCAGCUACUCCUGUGCUGUAAAGGGACAUGAGGAUCUUCGCUCUCCUGCUGUCUGUCAUUUUGAUCCGAAGAAAUGCUGGAGUGUGACUUACUCAUCCCAGACUAUCUGCUCUGUAAUUGGCUCGUCAGUGGACAUUCACAGUUAUUAUACCUUCCCUAAUUAUCACAAGGUCACAAGCAAGUUCUGGUUUGUUAAAGAGCAGGUUAACAUUGAGCCUGUGGAUAUGAUAGAGGAUGAAACGUAUCAGGGCCGAGUGCAGUACACACACAGUUCCCUGAAUAACUGUAGUCUGAGAAUCACCAAUCUGAGAGAGACAGACGCUCAAACAUACACAUUCAGAUUCUUCACCGACUGGGACAAAUUCAUGGGCGAACCUGGAGUCCUACUGUCGGUUACAGAUCUGAAGGUUAUAGUCCAGUCAGACUGGAGUGAUCAGAACAUACAGCUGAGCUGUAACACCACUUGCACUCUGUCUCACAACACAAUUUACAUCUGGUACAAGAACGAACAGCGUGUUCCUGAGUGUAAAUCUGCCUCCUGCUCUGUAGCAGCAGACAGUGGUGAGGUCAGUUACAGCUGUGCUGUUGAACCUCAUGAGAGUUUCCGAUCUCCUCCAGUGUAUUCCCCUACAAACACCAAAGCAGUGGUGAUUUCCUCUGGAGACACGGUAGAAGGAGAUUCAGUGACUAUGAGCUGCAGCAGUGACGCAAAUCCUCCUGUUCUCAUCUACACCUGGUUCAAGCGAGAAGAUCCAGAUAUACUGCUGACAUCAAACCAGAAAUUCAACAUCAGCAACCUCAGCAAACAGCACAGCGGAUUCUACUACUGUACUGCUUACAACCAGCUGGGACGCCACAACGCUACACCCGUACACCUGGACGUCUUAUACGCUCCUCGAAACACAUCGUUGUCUGUCGCGUCUGGUGAUUUGCCUACACUGUCAUGCUCAAGUGACUCAAACCCCAUCAGCUCGUACACCUGGUAUGGAAAAACGCAAGGAGGCGUGACGCUGACUGGAAAUGGUGCUAAAUUAACUUUAUCAUCACAAUCCUUAUACAAAUUGUAUUACUGUACAGCAGAAAAUCGACUCGGGGCUUCCAAUUCGUCCGAAUGGGCACAUAAAUCAGAUAACAGAGUCGUGACGUACGCCGCAUCCGCAGUCACUGUUGCUUCGGUUGUGAUAUUUUUCGCUGUAUUUCUCUGGAUAUGCAGGAGACGAGCAUCAGGGUCGAGUAGCAGAAGGGAGGAGUGCACCAAAAAUAACUCCCCUCCUGUGUAUGGGAACAUCUCAGACUCGACGUCUGACCCCACACAAACAACCUCCUCAGAAGUUCAGGACAGUGUUCAGUACCGCAGUGUUUAUUUCAGCCACUCGAAUGCACAGGAGGUGCCUCUCUACUCAACUGUUCAACUGCCAAAGGUUUAUAGUCAGAAGGAGGAAGUAGAAUAUGCUACAGUGAGCCUUGUCACGUACAGUGAUGUUCGAGAGGAAGAAAUCUACAAGAAUCUGAAAUUCCAAAAAUAAGCAGAGUCUAGACUGGCUCUAAAAUUCAGCGACAAGGUCCAGACCCCCUUUUUUCUUCAGUCAUAUUAUAAUAUAUAUAGUAUACUUGUUUUCUCUUUUUUGACUCUGUGAUGUCUUUUAUCUAACAUUGGCUGUUUUGUAAAGCUUUGUGUGCUUUUAUUGCUCAAACGUUGUCGUGUGUAUGAUUUCAGUAGCACUGUUUUCUCAAUUAUUAGGGUGUAUUGGACACAGAUAUUUAUUGUAAUAAAAAAUGUCGACUGUAUAAGCACUUAAAUAUAUUUCAUUUAUUUUUUGACAUAACAUUUGGUAUAUCGUUAAAAGAAAUCUGUAUAUAUAAAGGUAUAGGUGGUCUAGCUGAGGAUUCUUCAGCAUGGCAUUGAGUAAAUAUCUUUGAGUGAAGCUCAGCUGAAUGUGUGGUGCACACUCCCAUCCAGGGUGUAUUUCUAGUACAAUCCUAGUGGUUCUCAGCCAGCCAUAGGCUUUGGGUUUGCUGGACACUGGUCACUUCAUAACACACACAAUGUCAUUACAAGCAGACUGCUUAUGUCCCAAACAGGAGUUCCAACCCCUAUCCUCCCUUUCCUGUCAACUUUUAAGGACUCUAGUUGGCAGGGUUUUUCAUUGACCAAGACACUAUGACCACCAUCAAUAACAAUAACUGUAAGACAGCAUAAUGUAUAGUUAUUUUGUCUGCAUAAAAUUGCAUGUCUUAAUAUCUUCCAUUAAAUGUCCUGUCAUCCAACUUCCAGACCACAGAUCCCCCUAUCCUCAACCCCAGAGCUCAUCACAUGAUCAUCCAAUCAAGCGCCUAUGCUCCAUUAAAGUCAUUUGAUUAGUAACCACCCUCACCUGUUACCAAUUACACACUCGCUCUAAAUACCCCUUUCCCACACCACCAAUAUUUGUUUGCUGGAUUUAUUAGGACCAGAAUCUCAACAUGAACUUAGCGAAACCUGAUGAAACCAAUGAUGAGUCUUAUCUCACUGUUCCACCUAAAUCUUUCAUAAUCAGUAGCUGAAAAUAUAUCGAUAGAUUAAAUCUGCACAAUGAUAGCAGAAAUAACCCUGAUUUUGGCCGUAAGGCAAAAAAUAUAACAUCGUAAUGGAAACAUAGAGCCUCAUUCUGCAAACGGUGUCUGCUUCCUGUGUUGCCUUCUGAGUAAAGAACAGAGGGCGUUUAUUUCCUCUCAUAACAACGAUGAAUUUGGUAUCAUAAAGCGAUUAUAUGAUGAAUUCCAUGGCUAGAAUACAAAUGGCAAAUUAUAACCAAACAGAUCUCGAGAAAAUAGUGCAUAGUCCACAGCUUCAAUUCAAAUAAUAAUAUUAUGAAUUAGAAAGUCGAUGCAGCAUAAACUAUCACCACUAUCACGUCGCAAUUAUAGAAACCAUCAAUACGAUACAAAAACGCAAUAUAAC